Cuscuta europaea is the source of this 2069-nucleotide messenger RNA. The record is from the annotation of a GenBank genome assembly. NCBI's taxonomy places the organism in Eukaryota, Viridiplantae, Streptophyta, Magnoliopsida, Solanales, Convolvulaceae.
GGCUAUUCCCGCAUUCCCUGUAAGAAGGAACUGUUGGUCUUCGUAGCAGUGACCAGAAGCAAAGAUGGUAAAAACAUCAUGGAAAAUUAUCCCUCGACCUCUCAUGGAGGCCGUCCUCAGCAACCAUGCCCGGCAACACCGCGUCCCACAGCCUCUCAUUCUCCAUGGGCCUCGUGGAGUCGGCAAAACCACUCUCAUCCUUGAACGUCUUUUCAGCCAAUGGAACAGCGGCCCUCAUGUCACAGGCUAUGUAGACUUUGCGAAACCAAUAACAGAUCACCAUCCGGCACAUGGCCAUUCUUUCCCUUGGGAUUCUUGGUCCAACUGCUCUCCCCCGUCGCUACCCAUUCUCCAGGCCCAACUAGAGAGCUGCCUUGAAUCGUUGGCGUGGAAGGGCAUCAAGCUAUGCACGAUUAGCUCUCACCUGAUAUUCACAACCCUUAACAAGUGGCACGGACUCACUGCGGCUCUUAAGCAGAUCUUGAGUGCUGAUGAUCUGUCAAAUAGCCCCAGAACUUAUGUGUCCGCCACUAGGGUCCAAUCAGCACUUAAUUUGUGGGAAAGGGCAGUAUUAGCUGCAUCUGCUCGAUUAAAUGCCGAUGAGAUCAGUGGAUUGGACGGAGAGGAGGAAGGGUCGUAUAACAGAGAAUCCUUGGCAGCCUUGAAGCUGGCAAAGGCUGUUAUGAGGCUGCAGCAGAAGUGGAGAAGUAAUGCAGUCAAACAUUUGAAUCAAUCUGGUGGGUUUUCAAGGUCUUUGGCAAAUUCUGCUACAGACUGGCCCUCUUUAUUGAUCGAACUCUUGUCUUCAGCAGCCGAAGUUGACUAUUUUCAGCCGAAGUUGGUUAUAAACAACAUAGAGGUUUUAAAGAAUGCUGUACUAAUAGAUGAUUCUUCAGUCUGUGCAUCCAUGUAUCAUGAUAGUUUGAUAUGGAGAAUAAUAGCAUUGGGCGCGAACGAGCGAUGUCUCCCAGUUAUUUUUGUAACUUCAGAUAGCUAUUACUCAUAUCGUGCUUACAUUGAUUUUGGAUUUCCAGACAUUUUCAUCUCCCGUGAGACAUUUGGAUGGACUCCUGCAGAAGCUAAAAUGCAUUUGACUGGUCAGUUUUUUAGCAAGACUGAGUUGGAUGUGAUUGUUGAAGUUUUAGGAUCAAACCCGAGGCAUCUCUUUGAGCUUUAUGCACUGAAAUUAAGUAGCUAUUGCCAAAAGGAUGCCAAGAAUACAUUUGAGGACAUUGUCGAUGCAUACCUGGCAUAUCUACAAAUGACUGUGGUUAAUCCUGCAAUGGAUAAGGCAUUAUCAAGGGUGCAGAAGUUUGCAAACGAUGUACAUAGUGGACGAAUUCCAAAAGACAAAUUGUGUUUUGGAGCUCCUUGGAGAAAUCUUCCACAUGCCAAUGACCAAGCCUCGUGUCGUGAGUGGGCUAAGAUUCAACUAUUAGACUUUGUUCAGUCGCUUGUCAAUGCAGAAUUUGGGUUAAACUACCUGCAAGAUUGCAGUCUUGAAAUUUUCGAUGAUCCAUGUGCUGUUGCAUUAAUAGAGGUUGGCUUGCUUUACAUGCAACGGGAUCCAUCCAUUGUUCGUCCCAUAUCUAGGGGUAUACAGAGGUGCUUGGUCAGAUGGCUUGUUCAGGAGCGUAUGGAAAUGGGCUUCAAGAAGUCAUUGCAGUAUCAAUGGCAAAGAGUUAUGCGGGGCCGGAGCUAUCGUCAUUUGUUGUAAAAUAAGAAAGUGGAAAAUACAAUUAGGAUGAUAUGCAGGACCCGCCUACGAGGAUGCUGAUUGGAGUGGGUAGACGACGUGGGGGCGUAUACUAUUUUCACAGUAUUGAAGAAACUUUGGCUUUAGCUGUAGGAGACGUCAAUAAAAGUGAUCUUUGGCAUGCAAGGCUCGGCCAUCCUUCACCUUCAGUAGUGCGAACCAUAUCCAGUACCAAUAAAGUAAUUCCUUACCUUCAUGUUCAAAAUAAACCUUGUGAUGCCUGUUUACGGGCAAAGAAAACUAGAGAUGUAUUUGGAAUAAAUUCUGCCAGAGCUACUAGUUGUUUUGAAUUAAUCCAUUGUGACGUGUGGGG